Drosophila arizonae is the source of this 2298-nucleotide messenger RNA. RefSeq lists its product as uncharacterized. The record is from RefSeq and is a predicted model, not a curated record. Gene Ontology annotation, cellular component: plasma membrane. Gene Ontology annotation, molecular function: protein binding. NCBI's taxonomy places the organism in Eukaryota, Metazoa, Arthropoda, Insecta, Diptera, Drosophilidae.
AAUUCUAUGGAGAAUCAAAAUAGCAGCACAGAUUGCGAUGCAUUGCGCUCCAAAAAAUCAAAGCGCAAAAAUGUUGAACAUCUAAGCACGAAAAUAUUAUCGCGACUUUUAUUGACUCUAUGCAUUGGGCUAUUAGUAAUAGCGUUAAUUAUAUAUAUUGUAUUUCGGCUAAAAAGCGAAUGCAGUCCGGCUGAAGAUGUCCACAACAUGGAAGCUGCCUUGGGUCAUUUUAUAGAAGACAACAAUGAGCUAGACUCAUCAGCUGAACUCCUUGGACUCAUUACAGGUGGGCCAGAGGGUGGAGGCUGCUAUGAGGACACCUGUCGCAUCGAGUGCUCGCAAAAUGUAGAUCUUUAUGCCGAUGCAGCUGCCGUCAUGAGUGUGAGCGAGUGUGAAGUGAUUACCUCGCUGAUCGUAACGAAUCAAAGUCAGAACUAUAUAGACGACAAUUGGAUUGAUGUGAAUGCGACAGUGCUGCGUAUAGCGCUGAUCAAAAGUGAAUUGACAAAGAUCAAGAACGGAGCAUUCAAUUCGCCAAUGUUUUCGAAGGUGCUGCACAUGAUUUGGCUGGACCUGAAGCUGAAUGAUGUGAGCAAUGGAGCCCUGUUGGGCCUCUACUCGUUGAAGAAGUUUGAAAUCGACUUCAAAGUGCCCAACAUUCAGUUGGCUCUGCUGCAGCCCGUUCAGCUGACGUUGACCCACUUGAGAAUGAAUUGCGGCAUCAAUUUCAAGAGCGGCUCGAAUAUUUUCGAGAAUAUCUAUUUGGGCAAAUUGCUGCACCUGGACUUGAGCUACAACAACUUCAGUGGACCAGUGACCAAGAACAUUUUCAUCGCCACUCCGAAUGUUACCUAUCUAUAUCUGAAAUACUGUCAGAUAACGGCAAUCGAAGAUUCGGCCUUUGAGCACAUUGCACAAAAGCUGAUUUUAGUCGACCUGAAGCACAAUUUGUUGACGCAUUUCAAUGCGGAUUCGCUGGGUCUGGGUAAAAAUCUACGACUAUUCGAUGUCGAGCCGAAUAACUGGAACUGCACUUGUCAGCUACGGUCUAUGAUCGAGUUCUAUAACAAAAGGAAAAGUUAUUUUAUAAGUGCUCCAUACUGUCGCAUGCCAUUGAAACUGUAUGGCAAAAACUUUGAUGAGCUCACUACCAAAGAACUGGGCUGUGAUACAUCAGACGAUGACACUGACAAAGUUACCGAUCCAAUAGAUCAGACCCCAACAGAUUAUGAUGGCAAAGCAUCAAACGAUAAUAAUAAUAAUGAGGCAAAACCAACAAUUCCUUACGGUGCGAUACUUCAAUUCAGCUGCUCGAAGCCUAUCGCUAUAACAGGGAGCGAGGACUCGAUUGGAGAUCGUCAGAAGCGAUAUGUAACUAAUGAUAGUCCAAAACACUCAGAAUUUUCGGCAUUUGAACACUUUGUUUUUGAACCACCCACCUAUGAUCUAGAUUUGGAAAUAUUAGAAAAUUACACUGUGCGCGCCUCGAUAGAUGGAUAUGAUGUAGCCUCUAGACUUAAUAUUAUCUGGUUUACCGAACACGAAGACACCGAAACAUAUUUCGAUUCCACACCAUCGUCAAGGGACUAUAAUUGUAUGCUCUACGAAGAUCCCUAUUUGGUUACCGAUCCGCUGCUGCAGAAUCACACCUACACCUUUUGCAUGAUGGCGGAGAACCAGGUGGUCGUAUCUCCGCUCUUCUGCCAGCCCCUGCAUAUCCCGCUGCCCCUUGUUCACAAUGAAAUGAAUGACGUCAUUGAGGUCGAGACCGAUAAACAGUUCACGAUUGGAAUGCUUUGCCUAAUAUUUUUCAUGUCGAUUGUUUUCGGAGCUAUAUUUGCAUAUCUGGGCAUCAAGUCCUUUCCCAAUCUACUGGAGGGCUCCAAGAAUGUUGUCGUCAUCAAGGAAUCGGAUAAAACUUGUUUCGUCUCAACUAUAACCGAAUCGAAAUAUAUGAAAAACUCGUUCAAAAAGGACAAGUGCUCAUUUCGUGCUGGCGCUGAAAACAGGACAUCUGAUAUAUUCACCGUGCCAAGCGACAUUAAGGUGCCCAACUCGGCCAGCGUGAGCUCGUCCUCCACAUGUUUUGAUGAAUGCUUCACUAGCAUUAGUAAUGCACAGGCCAUGGAAUAUGAGAUGCCGAUGAAAUUCAAUGAAAGCCGCAAACUUAGUGAGGGUGUCGACAGACCCAACACGCCACCACCAUUGCCCAAGCGCAAUUCUAAAAAUUCCCUAACCAUGGAUCUGCAACCCUUAUCGUGUGAAAAGUUUGCAAAACAAAUUUGAAUGCGGUACAGU